This is a messenger RNA of Durotheca rogersii, 1667 nucleotides long. RefSeq names its product chalcone isomerase. NCBI's taxonomy places the organism in Eukaryota, Fungi, Ascomycota, Sordariomycetes, Xylariales, Xylariaceae. Gene Ontology annotation, molecular function: intramolecular lyase activity. The transcript has a single exon. The record is from RefSeq and is a predicted model, not a curated record. Bases 358 to 1536 code for a protein of 392 amino acids.
GUGGGUAGCUGAGAUCUAGGUACCUAAAUCUAAAAAGCACGUGGCAAGCGAAAGGCUACCUACCUAGUUAGAGUCCAGCUGUCAGACAGUGCCGGGCGCCCCCCGCAUCGAACGGCAGCACGGGACACGGAGAUUUUAUUAGCCCGCCGAUGACGUAGGGUGGCCUGUACCUCCACGCCAACGACACCCGCGCUCACACUCAGUGGCCCUGCUAGCGGGCCUAGCCGGGGGAGACCCAGCCGGGGGAGACCAAAACUGCCUACCUCAGCUGAGGUCGCGCGUUUUCUAGCCUGUCCCAUUCCUCAUUCCACCACCGGACAUCGCACACCAGAUGCCCAUUCUAAGCCAUUGACCACGAUGAAGCCGCCGCGAGCAUUACCGAAGCCUCACACGUUCCCUCCGUUGGUCCCGCGAUCGAGUUGCCGCCCCCGCUGCCUAUCAGCUAACUUGCCGACACAAUGCCGAACGUUCUUGCGGCCUCGUCAACGGCCAUCCGCCCGAGGGCUUCAGGACCUCGACAUCGAUCGCAUCCAUGCACAAUAUUACAAGUACCACGCUCGUCGGCAGGCCUUUCUCUACUGCGGCGUCAUAGCUGGCAUGGUGGCCAUCUGCGGCACCUCCUACCUGCUCUACCAGGAGCUCAACAAGCCCACCAACUUCGAUAGCAGCGCCGGCCCCAACCCCGGCUCGAGGCACAACACCACCGUCAUAGUCUACGACGCCAAGGGCAAGGAGCUCGUGCCCACGGGGAACAGCACCGUGCCGAACUUCCCGCGCCAGCUCGACCUAGCUCUUGGCACCGCCGCCGCCGAGGGGGAGCCGCAGCAGCAGAAGCCGCCAGGCGACGGCGAGGUCGUCGAGUACACCCUCGUCGGACUCGGGGUGCGCACAGUCAGCUUCCUCAGCAUCCAGGUGUACAUGGUGGGGUACUACGUGGCGACGCAGGACAUCGCCGCGAUCCAGUCGCGGCUCGUCAAGGAGAUCAACCCGAUCGCGACAACGCUCGUGGCGGGCGAGCGCGAGGAGCUGCGCGCCGCGCUGCUGGACCCGGUGCAGGGCGAGCGCCUCUGGGGCGAGAUCCUGCGCGAGGCGCGGCCGCGGUCGCUGUUCCGCGUCGUGCCCGUGCGCGACACCGACUUCCACCACCUCAAGGACGGGUUCGUGCGCGCGAUCACGGCGCGGUUGCGGGCCCGGGGGGCGGCGGGCGACGACAGCGGCGACUACGGCGACGACGCGUUCCGGGAGGCGAUGCGCGACUUCCGCGCCGCGUUCAACCGCGGCAAGGCGCCGCGCGGGCGCGAGCUGCUGCUGGUACGCGACGGCGCGGGGCGGCUGACCAUCGCGUUCGACGACGGCCGGUCGCGCGGCGCCAUGGCGCUGGGCUCCGUCGCGGACGAGCGCGUCUCGCGCCUGCUGUGGCUCAACUACCUGGCCGGCGCCAAAGUAGCAUCAGAGCCGGCGCGGCGGAGCGUCAUCGACGGCGUCAUGGAGUUCGUCGAGCGGCCGGUGGGCACGGUGGCCACCCAGGUGAUAUGAUUGUCGGCCCCCGCCCCUUGUGCUGUGAUUUGCGGAGCUACUGAAUACGGCGCCGAGACGCGAUGCGCACCCUUGGGCGAUAGGGUCCGGGGAUGGGCGAAGGUGGGCGGAUGCUUUCAAGCUGGAAGGGC